AUGGCUUUCAUGAAGUCCUUAGCAAUCGAUUACAACCAGCCGCAAAUAUCUCCCUACGAACAAUCAAGAAUCGUCGUCAUUACCGUCGGAAAAAGGAAUUACUCCAUUCCAAAAAAUUAUCUCUCAGGGCACCUGCUGGUCCAAGCAAGACAGUCUCAGAAUCCCCGUAUUCUACUCAGAGAUGUCGACGCAGAUGUUGGCCACACCAUCUUACAUUUCCUAUACAAAGGGGAAUAUGAAACGAUCUUUUACGAGGAAAAUCAAAGAGAGAAACACCAAAUUGAACUUGAAUAUGAGAGAAGCGUCCAGGUUUACUAUGCCGCCAGGAAGUAUAAGAUAGACGGCCUCGAUGCGCUUGCCCAAAACUACAUCAUGACUCUCAGUGAAACCCUGUCAAUUUUCCAGAUCCUACGAAGAGCCAGAUCAAUAUUCUCAAAAUUGCCUGAGAAUGAAGAAUGGUUUCAUCACUAUUUAGACACCAAAAUUUCUAGCAGCUUCGCGGAGGGUGAAACAACAUUCCAACUGGACGAGUUCUACGCGGAAAUUGUGGAUGAUCCAGCAUUCAGCAAAGCUGUAAUGAAGAUUAUAGUCAAAGCCUUUACCACCGAGACCUCACGCUUGCGAAACAUUCUUAGAGUUACCGGCGGCAGUGAGACAAAGAAUGAUGGCGAGCCUUCGUGUGAACAAUCGUUUGCCGUACCCCAAUCUGAGCCUACCGAAGGACACGACAGAGAACAAUAUCUUGAAGUACGGCCCAAAGCACAUAAAACUGCAAAUAACUCAUCUUCAUCCACUUCUGAUCGGAACCGUCCGUGCGGUGAGCCUGCGGUCGAGCUCCUUCCAGUUGACUGCGAAGAGGCCAACCCAGAAGUUCCCUACAGUCACGAAGAUAGUGAUAAUUGGGGUUGGGGAUUUCGGGGAUUAGACAAGAAGAAGUAG
Molecule: messenger RNA, 939 nt
Organism: Aspergillus luchuensis
Lineage: Eukaryota; Fungi; Ascomycota; Eurotiomycetes; Eurotiales; Aspergillaceae
Exons: 2
Coding region: 1-939 (312 amino acids)
Source: RefSeq, a predicted model, not a curated record